This is a messenger RNA of Drechmeria coniospora, 2634 nucleotides long. Its product is annotated as pre-mRNA-processing protein prp40. Gene Ontology annotation, cellular component: U2-type prespliceosome; U1 snRNP. Bases 1 to 2634 code for a protein of 877 amino acids. NCBI's taxonomy places the organism in Eukaryota, Fungi, Ascomycota, Sordariomycetes, Hypocreales, Ophiocordycipitaceae. Gene Ontology annotation, molecular function: RNA binding; protein binding. The transcript is spliced from 7 exons. The record is from RefSeq and is a predicted model, not a curated record. Gene Ontology annotation, biological process: mRNA cis splicing, via spliceosome.
AUGUACAGAGGAUAUGCCCACGUUCUCCGUGCUUGCAAGUACGGAGUAUUACAAGUACUUAAGGACUGCUACGGACGACAAGUGACCAAGUACACCUAUAGCCAGCUCCUCUUCCGCAGCCUCGUCACGCAGUCAAUCUUUUUUUCCUCCUCCACCUCCCCAUCGCACCAUCUUCCCCAUCUUCCCACCAGUCUGCGGUUUCACUCGCUCCUCCAAGCUGCAACACCGCCUGCCUGGCGGACGGCCUUGUUCCCUCAAGGUUCAGACGAGAAAAUCCUUGGGCGCGACGCGAUGAACGGCUUCACGGCACCAUUUGGUGGUGCGCCGCCAGCCUCGCCUUGGCAGGAACAUCACACGCCUGAUGGCCGAGCUUACUUCUACAAUUCUGCCACCAAAGUCACGCAAUGGACCAAGCCCGAGGAGAUGAUGACUCCGACCGAGCGCGCCCUGGCCGACCAACCGUGGAAGGAAUACACCGCCGAGGGCGGCAAGAAGUAUUGGUACAACACCGAGACGAAACAGAGCUCUUGGGAGAUGCCAGACGCCUACAGGAAUGCCCUCGGCUCCCAGGAAUCUCGAGGCUCCUUCGCCGCGCCGCCCUCGUACGGCCAGGGUCAGAACCAGAGUCAGAGCCAACCCCAUGGCCAGAGCCACCACCGUCAGGGCUACCGCGAUAGAGGUGCCCGUGAGCCGCGCGAUUCUCUGCCUGACAGUCGCCAGCUGGCUCGGGCUUUUGUUCCCGCUACCGACAGCGGCCCUGAAUACGCGACCAAGGCGGAGGCUGCGGCGGCCUUCACCAAGGCGCUCAAACGCAGUGGAGUGCAGCCGGACUGGACUUGGGAGCAAGCUCUUGUCGCCAUCGCCAAAGACCCUCUAUUUCGAGCCCUCAAGUCGCCAGCGGCAAGGAAAGUGGCCUUUGCCAAGUUUUGCGAGGAUGCCAUCGCCCAGGAACAGGAACGCGCCAAGGACAGACUCGCAAAGCUGAGGGCCGACUUUGAGACCAUGCUCAAGCGUCACCCCGAUAUUACCCAUUCAUCUCGAUGGAAGUCUGCUCGUCCCAUGAUUGAGGGCGAAACUAUCUUUCGCUCCACCGACGACGAGAAUGAGCGCCACCAGUUGUUUUAUGAGUACGUUGCACAACUGAAAGAGGCACACAUAGCGCGUCAGAAAACAGAGCGAGCCGCCGCUCUGGAUGGACUGACCGAGUUGUUGUCGAAGCUCGGCAUCACGGCCUACACUCGAUGGUCCGAGGGCCAAGAGAUGGUUUCUGCCGCAACCCACGGCCAUGCCAAAUAUCAGGCACUCACCAUGUUUGACACCUUGACCCGAUUCCAGGAUCAUAUCAAGUCGCUGGAACGUGACCUGAACGAGAAGAAGCAAAUGGACAAGAAAUCAAAGUACCGUCGGGACCGCCAGCACAGAGAUGCAUUCAAGGCUCUCCUCGCAGAUUACCGACGGGAUGGCCGUAUCAAAGCUGGCACAACCUGGAAGAGCAUUUGCCGCUCUUUCGAGAAUGACGAUCGCUACCGGAACAUGCUGGGCCAGGCCGGCUCAACUCCAUUGGAGCUUUUCUGGGAUGUUCUCGCGGAGGAAGAGCGCGCACUUCGAGGACCGCGAAACGACGUGCUUGAUGUUCUCGAAGACAAAAAGUUUGCCAUUGCCGCCAACACGACCCUCGACGAGUUCAUGUCGGUGAUGAAGGAUGACCGUCGCACUGCUCGAAUCGAUCCGUCUACUCUGCAACUCAUUUUUGAACGACUCCGCGAGAAAAGAGCAGCCAAGCGGGAGGACGAGAGACACUCCGAACGCCGGCAACAACGACACGCCGUCGAUGCUCUCCGUUUGUUCAUGAAACGCCUUGAUCCUCCGAUUAUGCUCGGUGACACGUACGAGCAGGCGCUGCCGCGGCUGGCGAAGUCAUCCGAGUUCCGGGCCGUUGCUUCAGACGAGGCUGCCCGCCAUGCCUUUGAUCGACACAUGCACCGGCUUAGGGAGAAGGCUGACGAUGGUCAUGAGCAUCGGGCUCAUCGAAGAAAUAGCCAUGCGAGUGAGAGAGACUUACCUCGCCGCACUAGGGAUCGGUCUAGAGGCGAAAGAUCUCAUCGUCAAAGACGUUCGUCUCGUCGUAGCCGCAGCCCAGAGCUUGACCCAUAUGAAGCGGAUCGGCGCCGGGCAGUCGCCGAGAGAGAGCGCAACCAUCGCAAGUCAACCAUGGCUGAGAGCGUGCUGUCAAGCGAUCGCGGCCGGCUUAGCCCGCCGCCGCGUCCAGACCGUGACUAUGAACGCCAUGGCCAUUCGCGUCGAAGUGAGGAGGGGCAUCAUGCGCGAGACCGAAGAGAAAGGGAGGAUGAACGCGAGCGACCGUACAGGCGAUCUGUUGACACGCGCUCCAUCGACGAGCUUAACUACGGAGAUGAGCGACCAGCGGGCUCCACAUCAUCCAGACGCCGACGUCCCGACGAUGAAGGCCACUCUCGCAGAGACUCGAGAGACUCCAAGAGACUCAAGACAGAAAAGGCCCAAGAGCCUGCUCCGCAGCGCGAUGUACCUCAGCGAAACAAAACAACCCUCGCUGCCCCCAAGGCAACACAAGACGCCAGAAGCGGUAGCGAGGAAGGUGAAAUCGAGGAGUAA